AUGCUGCUGUGGCUGACCCUCGCCCUCCUGUGGAGCAGCACCUGCUGGGCAGGACAGACCUAUGGACCCGGAGGAGGCUGGUAUUUCAGUACCUCCAAAGACAAUGCAAAUGAAAUAACUGGGAUUCGAGUGUGUAUAGGUGCUGUGGGCAUAGUUAAGAGCAUCCAGGUGAGGUAUGGCUCCUCCUGGAGUGAACGCUAUGGAGUUGCAGGUGGGACGUGCCAGGAAUUUCUCCUGCAGCCAGGCGAACACAUUACAGCAGUCUACGGCUCCUACAGGCUUUUCCUCCGGUACUUGCUGAUUUACACUGACCAAAAUAACUGGACUGUAUUUGGAGAGAAUGGUGGCAGGAACUUUUUUGCCUUACCUGAUGGGAGUGAGAAGGUGCUCACUGGAAUCUUUGGGCAGUAUAAGUUGCUGGGCAUCUCCAGCAUAGGCUUUGAGUGGGAUUAUCCUCUAGUAGAGGUGACCACUGUUCAACCAUUUAGUGCCUCAACCUGAGGAAAUUGGUCACUCUUUGUCUGCAGGGCUGGGUUGUGGGUUACCCUGUGAUGCUGU
This is a messenger RNA of Camelus dromedarius (Arabian camel), 558 nucleotides long. Its product is annotated as pancreatic adenocarcinoma up-regulated factor. The transcript has 3 exons. The record is from RefSeq and is a predicted model, not a curated record. Bases 1 to 501 code for a protein of 166 amino acids. Lineage: Eukaryota; Metazoa; Chordata; Mammalia; Artiodactyla; Camelidae.